Molecule: messenger RNA, 1214 nt
Organism: Trichoplusia ni (cabbage looper)
Lineage: Eukaryota; Metazoa; Arthropoda; Insecta; Lepidoptera; Noctuidae
Product: leucine-rich repeat protein SHOC-2
Exons: 6
Coding region: 74-1189 (371 amino acids)
Molecular function (GO): protein binding
Source: RefSeq, a predicted model, not a curated record
GCCAGCCACCCACCUGUCACAUUCACAACAAAUUCAAAAACGCAAUAGAAAUGUAACCAAAAAUAGUCACAAAAUGAGUGCAAUAUUAAAAUUUAUCCGUGAAAACCAUAUACUGGCUCUAAUAGAACAGGCUAUAGUAAAGAAGAAGUCCCGGUUGAGUUUGAACGCGUUUGAAAUAAUAGAAAUACCGGAGUUACUCUACACCUGUGCCGAUGUUAAACAUCUUUACCUCCAUAGAAAUAAAAUUACCGUGGUCCCAGUGGAAAUAACUCACUUAGAGAACUUAACAACGUUAACGCUAGACUAUAAUAAUAUCAGUUAUUUGCCGCCUGAGAUAGGUCAUUUAAAACAAUUGGUGAAUCUGAACAUAAGCUACAAUCCUCUGCAUGUGUUGCUACCGGAGAUUGGCGAACUUGAAAACCUGGAAGCGUUCUGGUGUAAUAAGAUAGGGCUUCGAGAGAUACCGAAAGAGAUCGGGAAGUUGACAAAAUUGGAUACUUUCGGCGCGCGAGGCAAUGAGCUCAAGACUAUUCCUGAAGAAAUGACCAAAUUAACUAGACUAAGAUGGUUGACUUUAGAAAACAACUACAUAGAAACAUUACCAUCUACUAUGGACUGCAUGGAGGCCCUCGUCCACUGUAACCUGAGGAACAACAGGGUCAAGGAGUUCCCCGUCUCCAUACUCAAAUGUCCAGACUUAAUGUUCCUGCAAUUAAAUAACAAUCAGAUUUCCUCCAUACCAGAGAAGUUCGACAUGACAUAUCUGACCGUUUUGGAAAUGAUUGAUCUUAGGAUGAACCCCAUUUGUGAAUUGUCGCAUCCAGACCAUCCCUUAGUAAGAUACGCUGAAGAGCUUCCGUCGACGGAAGGUACUCUAGUCGACCUGUCCUCCCAGCCUUCGUCCAGCAGUCGUCACGCUGCCGCCCAAGCAUUAGCUAUCAACGCCACCGCCCUACGACUGCCGGCUGUCCCGCCUAACAGACACGCUGAGCCCAUGGUCAUAGAAAUGGAACUAGACGCAUCAUCAGAGGAAUCCUCCGAAGACUGGGAGAACAGCGUGAACAGUUCAGAGUUAGAUGUACAGUACCAGAGCGACGAGGAAAGAGCAGAGAAUGAGAUCGCACAAUUCUUCCAGGCAGUUGGCAUGGUCCUCCCAGAGCUGUCCCGAUACGCGUCCACCGCCAGCUGAGUCCGGCGCACAACUGAAGAAAUAG